AUGGCGUCGGAGGGAGAGGCGGGUAACGUUGUUGUGACUGAAAGCGACGCAGCCAAGAGUGACACGGCGUUGAGUGAACUUCCUGUCAGCAUGGACGCCGAGUCUUCCGGUGCCAAGGAGGGCCUGGAGGCGGCGGGCGACGCCUCGGAGGCAGCCGACACGCUGACCGGAUCGGGCGAUGAGGACAACGGACGGCAACUUGGCGAGGUGGAGUUACAGUGCGCCUUGUGCACCAAGUGGUUUACCGCUGACACCUUCGCCAUCAACACCGCGACCUGUCUGCCCUUCAUGACCAACUAUGUGUUCCACUGCAACGUGUGCCACCACAGCGGCAACACCUACUUCCUCAGGAAACCUGCCAACCUGAAGGAGAUGUGUUUGACGGCGCUGGCCAACCUGACCUGGAGAUCCAGAAGCCAAGACGAACAUCCCAAGACUAUGUUCUCCAAAGACAAGGACAUCAUCCCGUUCAUCGAUAAGUACUGGGAGUACAUGACUACCCGCCAGAGACGCGGCAAGUUGACGCACAACAACAUCGUCAAGACCAUGAGCAAAGAACGAGACGUUUUCCUGGUCAAAGAGCACCCUGACCCCGGCAGCAAAGACCCCGAGGAAGAUUACCCCAAGUUUGGACUCCUGGAUCAGGACCUGGGUACUAUCGGCCCCUCGUAUGAUGCCCAGAAGCAGUCGGGUGCAGCGCCGGCCGCCGGGGGCCUCAACGGUGGAUCCUCGUACUCAGGUGUUCUGGCUCCAGUGGCGGGCAAAGGAAGAGGCGCCAAGCGCAAGCAGCAGCAGCAGCAACAGCAAGAGGGCGCCACUGCCGGAGCCGCCAAGAGGACCCGCAGUGACCCGCUGUUCUCGGCUCAGCGUCUACCCCCACAUGGCUACCCUCUGGAGCACCCGUUCAACAAAGAUGGUUACCGCUACAUCCUGGCCGAGCCGGACCCGCACGCCCCCGACCCAGAGAAGCUGGAGCUGGACUGCUGGGCUGGAAAGCCAAUCCCGGGCGACCUCUACCGGGCCUGCCUAUAUGAGCGCGUUCUGCUGGCGCUGCACGACCGAGCGCCCCAGCUGAAGAUUUCAGACGACCGUCUGACGGUGACAGGCGAGAAGGGCUACUCCAUGGUGCGUGCCUCCCAUGGCGUCCGCAAGGGCUCCUGGUACUUUGAGGUCACGGUGGACGAUAUGCCUCCCGACACAGCCGCCCGGCUGGGCUGGUCUCAGCCUCUCGGUAACCUGCAAGCGCCACUGGGCUACGACAAGUUCAGCUACUCGUGGCGCAGCAAGAAGGGAACCCGCUUCCAUCAGUCGCUGGGCAAGCACUACUCGGCGGGCUACGGCCAAGGAGACACACUGGGCUUCCUCAUCGAGCUGCCCGAGCGCACAGACACGGCCCGAGCUCUGCCAGACACCUACAAGGAUAAGGCGCUCAUCAAGUUCAAGAGCUACUUGUACUUUGAGGAGAAGGACUACGUGGACAAAGCUGAGAAGAGCCUAAAGACGAUGAGCCCCAGCAGGAUGGUGUUCUACAAGAACGGCGUCAGCCAAGGCGUGGCCUUUGAGAACCUGUUUGAAGGAAUCUACUUCCCGGCCAUCUCCCUCUACAAGAGCUGCACGCUGUCCGUCAACUUCGGGCCCCACUUCAAACACUCCCCCAAGGACGUCAGCUUCCAACCGAUGAGCGACAUGGGUUGGGGCGCCGUUGUCGAGCACACACUGGCUGACACCUUGUACCAUGUGGAGACGGAGGUGGACGGACGCCGCAGCCCCCCCUGGGAGGGAUGA
Nerophis lumbriciformis (worm pipefish) is the source of this 1785-nucleotide messenger RNA. The record is from RefSeq and is a predicted model, not a curated record. NCBI's taxonomy places the organism in Eukaryota, Metazoa, Chordata, Actinopteri, Syngnathiformes, Syngnathidae.